Molecule: messenger RNA, 79 nt
Organism: Rotaria sordida
Lineage: Eukaryota; Metazoa; Rotifera; Eurotatoria; Philodinida; Philodinidae
Source: the annotation of a GenBank genome assembly
AUGGCAUCGGAUAGGAAUGAUCUUAUUCAAAGUGUACGACGUGGUGAUUUAGUUCGAGUUCGGUAUGAAAUUAAUUGUU